AUGACGCUCAUGAACGGCCUACAAAAUGUUCAAAAACUUUCUUUAAAUGCUGACACUCUCGAGGUGCUUUCCCUAUGCUGUGAAUCGAUGCCAGUGUUCAACAAUCUCAAAUUCUUAGGUGUUACGAGUCAAGAGGGUCGAGGAUGGCAAGCAAUGCCAGCUCUUCUAAGGAAUUGUCCACAUUUAGAAACUAUAGCUCUGUUCUUUUGUUUAUCGCUGCGUCUGCGGCAAUGAAAGAGAAAAUCUUUAAGUUGCGUCAAGAUUGCGUCAAGAUGGAGAUCACAAUUGCCACAAUUGCCGUUGAAGAUGACCGCUGGCAUUGCCGCCGGUGUUGUUAAUAAGACGCUGGAAUUUUCUGGCGACACUUUUCGAUGAUGCGGUCAUUGCGGCAGCAUCUUUUUCUUUGAUCAACAACUCCAUUAGUGUCGUUUAGCUUUCCUACUUAUUAUUAUUGUUGUCGUUUUGCUCGGUCGCAGCCGCUGCGUCUGCGGCAAAGAAAAGAACAGGGCUUAUAUAAUCCUUCAGGGUCUAUUACACUAUGUAACAGAUACCUGCGGGGAUGCUUGUCCCUGCAUUUCUCGUGAAGACAACUCAUGUCUUGUCCAGUGAAUAGGUUAGAGAUUCAAGGCUUUCGAGCAACAAUGAAAGAGAUGACCAUGAUAAAGCAUUUCUUGGACUGUUUUUUCUGUGUUUGAAGAGGCUGGGCGUCUACGUUGACGAUAAUGAAUCUACACAGCUCAGAAACCCUGAAUUGGCUGACUGUAUCUUUGAGAUGUUCGAACUCUACAACAAGUUGUCACCGAGUUGCAAUGUCCAGCUCCUGGUUAGUGAUUACUUGGACAAGAAGUGGACUGCACAAGGACAUGUCUCAAGAACAAAACUUUGCCCCAUAGUUCUUGCCCGUUCAGUUCUGUUUAGUUUGUUUCAAGAAUAUUUAUGUAAGCGAGAAUGUCUACUUUUUUAGCAUAAUAGCAUUGCACAUCACAUAUCAGCAAAGCCUAGAUUCAAACUUUGAAUUGAUCAUCUCA
This is a messenger RNA of Thlaspi arvense, 1028 nucleotides long. The record is from the annotation of a GenBank genome assembly. NCBI's taxonomy places the organism in Eukaryota, Viridiplantae, Streptophyta, Magnoliopsida, Brassicales, Brassicaceae.